UGAAAUCGGUACCAUAUACAGAAUAACUCACUAAGCAUGACGUCAUACAACAUGACGUCACAUAUAAACAUGACGUCAUACAAAGCAUGACGUCACACAUAAACAUGGCGUCACAUAGAUAUGACGUCAAAUACAAGGCGUCAAAUACAAAGCAUGACGUCGUGUAAUUAUGACGUCAUUAAUUAAUGAGUUACAAUAUUUGGUUCUGAGUCACAUGAUGUACAGAUGCAAAUGUCAUUUGUCCAUCGUCUGUCUGUCCUUCCAAUCCAUCUGUCUGUCUGUUGUCUGCCCAUUCAUCUGUCUUUCUGUUAUCUGUCUGUUGUUUGUCCAUUUGUCUGUCCAUUUAUCUGUCUGUCUGUCCAUUUGUCUACAUGUCUGUCCAUCCAUCUGUCUGUCUGUUGUCUGUCCAUUCGUUUACAUGUCUGUCCAUUCAUCUGUCUGUCUGUUGUCUGUCCAUUUGUCUACAUGUCUGUCCAUUCAUCUGUCUGUCUGCUGUCUGUCCAUUUGUCUACAUGUCUGUCCAUCCAUCUGUCUGUCUGUUGUCUGUCCAUUUGUCUACAUGUCCAUUCAUCUGUCUGUCUGUUGUCUGUCCAUUCGUCUACAUGUCUGUCCAUUCAUCUGUCUGUCUGCUGUCUGUCCAUUUGUCUACAUGUCUGUCCAUCCAUCUGUCUGUCUGUUGUCUGUCCAUUUGUCUACAUGUCUGUCCAUUCAUCUGUCUGUAUGUUGUCUGUCCAUUUGUCUACAUGUCCAUUCAUCUGUCUGUCUGUUGUCUGUCCAUUCGUCUACAUGUCUGUCUGUUGUCUGUCCAUUUGUCUACAUGUCUGUCCAUUCAUCUGUCUGUCUGCUGUCUGUCCAUUCGUCUACAUGUCUGUCCAUUCAUCUGUCUGUCUGUUGUCUGUCCAUUCGUCUACAUGUCUGUCCAUUCGUCUACAUGUCUGUCCAUUCAUCUGUCUGUCUGUUGUCUGUCCAUUUGUCUACAUGUCUGUCCAUUCAUCUGUCUGUCUGCUGUCUGUCUAUUUGUCUACAUGUCUGUCCAUUCAUCUGUCUGUCUGUUGUCUGUCCAUUUGUCUACAUGUCUGUCCAUUCAUCUGUCUGUCUGUUGUCUGUCCAUUCGUCUACAUGUCCGUCCAUCCAUCUGUAUGUCUGUUGUCGGUCCAUUUGUCUACAUGUCUGUCCAUUCAUCUGUCUGUCUGUCCACCACCUGCCAGUGUCCGUUUGUCUCUAUUUCAACCAUCAUGCAGUAUUGUUCAAAAAUUGUCCCCAAGUGUCUCCCUGUAUGCCUAUUCAACACCACAGACCAACCCUAACCCAUAACCCUACCCAAUCUACUGUAGU
Messenger RNA from Corticium candelabrum, 1335 nucleotides. RefSeq lists its product as uncharacterized. The transcript has a single exon. Lineage: Eukaryota; Metazoa; Porifera; Homoscleromorpha; Homosclerophorida; Plakinidae. The record is from RefSeq and is a predicted model, not a curated record. The coding region runs from base 372 to 1307 and encodes 311 amino acids.